AUGGGAACUGGCGAUUUGAAUCUGCUCAAAUCCUGGAAUCCCCACCUUCUCAAAAACAAGAAGAAAGUAUGGGAAACCGAGCAAAACCUACUGGAAGAGAACAAGAAAUAUCGAGAAAGACAACAGGAGAUCGAAAGGGAACGCCAAAUAGACGAAUUAUCUUCCCUAACAAGGAAUGGAACUUCUUCUUAUAAGAAAAAUUCCAGUUUGGACUGGAUGUACAACGAUGAAGCGGCAACUAGUGAGCACAACAAAGACUUUCUACUGGGCAAAAAGCGAAUAGAAGCAUCUGUACUAGAGAAUAAGGAAUCGGAAAAACCUACACAGGGCAAAAAUGGCAAAGCUUAUCUGAAUCAAAUCAAGCCUGGUAUACACGGAGUUUUGAAUUCUAACAGACCUAAGCCCUCUGCUAGCCUGUCACGCGAUGAUCCACUAGCAGCCUUCCAAAGGGCUAAAGAAUCGCGCGUUAAGCGAGCUCCAAGCAAGAUCACUAAAUCUUUGCCGAAAAACAUUAAACAAGAGCGUAAACAUCAAAACCAGGCAUCCAACAAACUGCGACAAAAUCUCACUCAUAACAUGGACUAUUAA
Lachancea meyersii CBS 8951 is the source of this 588-nucleotide messenger RNA. The record is from the annotation of a GenBank genome assembly. Lineage: Eukaryota; Fungi; Ascomycota; Saccharomycetes; Saccharomycetales; Saccharomycetaceae.